AACCUGCACUUGUGUUAUAUCGAUGCGAUCCUCUAUCAUAUCGAUUUAUUUAACGUAAGUAUUCACAAUAAUCCACGAGUAAUGAAUAUAAUCCUCUUGACCGAGAUUAAUCGGAUUUAUAAACUUUUCAGCUGGCCGACAAACGAUUUCUUUAAAAAUUGAAACGCACGAAAACUACAUAGAUCGAAUCAUAAUUUUUUUCAUUCUUUUUUUUCCUUUUUUUCUUUUUUUUUUUUUUUUCAUAGAAUAAUUUUAAAUUCUAAAACACUUAUCCAAACAAAACUCGAAGAAUCAGGCGUAAAAUUAUAACAUCGUCCAUUCUUUCAUCGCUUUUGUAAAAGCCAGCAUCGCUUGGCGUGACCAGAUUUACACUCCAUUAUCACUAUUCUCAAAAGGGAAUAUCCUUGAACCAAGAGGCAAGAGAAUAAUCGAAAAAGGAAUAUAGGGAGCAAAUUGAUCUGGUAGAUUAAAAAAGAAAAAAAGUAUAUAUAUAUAUAUAUAUAUAUUAGCACGUGGUUCGUCGAUUUCUUGACAAUGGAAUCGCAAUCUACUACGCCGUUACUACGCGUAUAAACGGGGGAGUUCUACGAUACAGUGGCAUGGUCUCUCGCGCAUGCUGUUUCUCUCUGUACGCUUGGUUUUAGCCGCUAGCUAUGACUAGGUAGAGGAGGAGGCGGCUACCAGUGCGGUCGGAGGAAAGAGGGUAGUUUCAUCCGGGCUUUAUAUAAGGGUAGGUAGACUUUGAAACUUGGCCAUACAUUUGUUUUUGAUCGAGCCGAUUUGUGCUCCUCCGCCGACGAGGGAUAAGAAGAAAGACAGAAUACCAAAAAAUUCCUUCGAAUUACGAGUGUGUGUACGUGCACGCUCAGUGUCAAUCGGGGAAAACACGUGGUGUCCAUCCAUUCCCUUUGUUCUCUUUCUCGAUUUUUCCAUUUGCCUCGAUAUACUUUACUACUCGUGCAAGCAAGGUGGCAAGGAAGGGCAAAGGGAUAGAAAGAGGGGAGAGAAAGAGACGGAAGGAGAGAAGGAAUGUCUUUGAACCGGAGCACAAUGGAGCAUGUUAUUUACGAGGAUCAAGUAAGUCCGGUGAUGUACAUCGGUGCCGCGAUCGCGUUGGGAUUUAUAGGAUUCUUCGGGUUCACUGCGAAUCUCUUGGUGGCGAUCGUGAUCGUCAAGGACGCGCAGAUACUCUGGACCCCUGUGAACGUGAUUCUGUUUAAUCUAGUCUUUGGCGAUUUUCUGGUAUCCAUAUUUGGAAAUCCUGUCGCGAUGGUCUCUGCCGCCACUGGUGGAUGGUAUUGGGGCUACAAAAUGUGUCUCUGGUAUGCCUGGUUUAUGUCCACUCUGGGAUUCGCCAGUAUCGGGAAUUUAACAGUGAUGGCUGUCGAGCGUUGGCUGCUGGUGGCUCGACCGAUGCAAGCUUUAUCCACAAGACACGCGGUCAUACUGGCGUCCUUUGUCUGGAUAUACGCGCUAUGCCUCUCUUUGCCGCCAUUGUUCGGCUGGGGAAGUUACGGGCCGGAGGCGGGGAACGUAUCUUGCAGCGUGUCCUGGGAGGUCCACGAUCCCGUAACCAAGAGCGAGGCCUAUAUAGGAUUCCUGUUCGUGCUCGGCCUGAUCGUCCCAGUUUUCACCAUCGUUUCCAGUUACGUGGCAAUCAUACUGACCUUGAAGAAAGUGCGCAAGAGGGCAGGUGCAAGUGGAAGGCGCGAGGCGAAGAUUACGAAAAUGGUUGCGUUAAUGAUAACGGCUUUCUUACUCGCUUGGUCACCUUACGCUGCCCUCGCGAUCGCUGCGCAAUAUUUCAACGUGUCAUUAACACGCUCAGCGCCAUGACCGGAUGCAUUAAACGGCCUCGAGAAGAGAGAGAGAGAGAAAGAGAUAGGGAAGAAGAAAAGGAGGAGGAGAAGAAAGAAAAAAAACAGUUAAUUUUUUUCAUUCAAAUUUCUAGGCGAAACCAUCGGCGACCGUGGCCGUGCUCCCAGCCUUGCUGGCCAAAUCCUCCAUCUGCUACAAUCCUAUAAUUUACGCCGGUUUGAACAACCAAUUUUCCCGCUUCCUGAAGAAGAUCUUCGACGCGCGAAGCUCGAGAACCGCGGUCCCCGACAGCCAGCACACAGCGUUGACCGCGAUGAACAGGCAGGAGCAAAGGAAAUGAGGACCGCUAUCCAUCGAGCGAGCCAAGCUUCAAGCUGAACGCUCAACGAAUCGUGAAAUCGUUGGAUAUAAGCGUUGUUCCAACGGAACGUACAUCGAUAUAUCAAAAGAUAAUUUAAUCUCAAUAAUAAACUCGCCUCUUUCUUUUCUUCUUAACCUUAA
This is a messenger RNA of Apis cerana (Asiatic honeybee), 2319 nucleotides long. RefSeq names its product rhodopsin. The record is from RefSeq and is a predicted model, not a curated record. Gene Ontology annotation, cellular component: membrane. Gene Ontology annotation, molecular function: G protein-coupled receptor activity. Gene Ontology annotation, biological process: G protein-coupled receptor signaling pathway. NCBI's taxonomy places the organism in Eukaryota, Metazoa, Arthropoda, Insecta, Hymenoptera, Apidae.